This is a messenger RNA of Sturnus vulgaris (Common starling), 1195 nucleotides long. The record is from RefSeq and is a predicted model, not a curated record. NCBI's taxonomy places the organism in Eukaryota, Metazoa, Chordata, Aves, Passeriformes, Sturnidae.
CUCUUGAAUUAGAAACUGCCCUUUUUGAGCUGGGAGCUGCUCCCUUGAGCUGGAAGCUGCUCCCUUGAGCUGGGAAUUGCACUCUUGAACUAGGAACUCCUUCCUUGAGCUGGGAACUGCUCUCCUGAGCUGGGAGCCCCUUUCCUUGCAGGAAGAGAUGUCGGGAGAGAGCGUGGUGAGCUCAGCAGUGCCGGCGGCCGCGACACGCACGACGUCCUUCAAGGGGAGCAGCCCCAGCUCCAAGUACGUGAAGCUGAACGUGGGGGGGGCCCUGUACUACACCACCAUGCAGACCCUGACCAAGCAGGACACCAUGCUCAAGGCCAUGUUCAGCGGGCGUAUGGAGGUGCUCACAGACAGUGAAGGCUGGAUCCUGAUCGACCGCUGUGGGAAGCACUUUGGGACAAUCCUGAACUACCUGCGGGACGGGGCCGUGCCGCUCCCCGAGAGCCGCCGGGAGAUCGAGGAGCUGCUGGCUGAGGCCAAGUACUACCUGGUGCAGGGGCUGGUGGAUGAGUGCCAGGCAGCCCUGCAGAACAAGGAUGCAUACGAGCCCUUCUGCAAGGUCCCGGUGAUCACCUCCUCCAAGGAGGAGCAGAAGCUGAUUGCAACCUCCAACAAGCCAGCUGUGAAGCUGCUCUAUAACAGAAGCAACAACAAAUAUUCCUACACCAGCAACUCUGAUGACAACAUGCUGAAGAACAUCGAGCUCUUUGACAAGCUGUCCCUGAGGUUCAACGGGAGGGUGCUGUUCAUCAAGGACGUCAUUGGGGAUGAGAUCUGCUGCUGGUCCUUCUACGGGCAGGGCCGCAAGAUCGCCGAGGUCUGCUGCACCUCCAUCGUCUAUGCCACAGAGAAAAAGCAGACCAAGGUGGAGUUCCCAGAAGCCCGAAUUUACGAGGAGACCCUGAACAUUCUGCUGUACGAAUCCCAGGAUGGCAGGGGGCCGGACAAUGCCCUCCUGGAAGCCACGGGAGGGGCCGCAGGGCGCUCCCACCACCUGGAGGAGGACGAGGAGCGGGAGCGCAUCGAGCGCGUGCGCAGGAUCCACAUCAAGCGCCCCGACGACAGGGCCCACCUGCACCAGUGAGCCUGGGCAGGCAAGGGGCUGCCCUGCAGCAGGACCAGGCAGUGCAACUCCUGUCCAGCACACUCUGUAAAUUGGGAUUUGUAACAAACUCUAGGUUAUUUGGGG